AUGACUACCACUACUACAGAUAAACCCUUGACUGUUGUUGUCAUUGGCAUCGGCCAGAUGGGCCACAGCCAUGCGCUGGCCUACCACCACAAUCCGGGGUUCAAGAUAAUCGGUCUGUUAGACCGACGACAUCCAGGAAAGACAUUCCCGGACGCACUCAAAGAAUACCCCCUCCUAUUCACUCUUGAGGAGGCCCUCGCUUUGAAACCCGAUGUAGUGUCAAUCAACACACAUACAGCGACUCAUGCUGAUUACGCCGUGGCGGCAAUGGAGUCUGGAGCACACGUCUUUGUCGAGAAACCGCUGGCAGUCACAGUCUCCGAUGCAGAGCGCGUCGUUAGUACAGCGCAACGGUCAAACCGCAAGCUGGUCAUUGGGUAUAUCCUACGACACCAUCCCAGCUGGAUCGAGUUCAUUCAACAGGCGCGACAACUCGGUCCGCCGUUUGUGAUGAGAAUGAACUUGAAUCAACGCUCCAGCGGCGAUGCGUGGGCGGUACAUCGGCGGAUUCUUGACGAUGUGAAGAAUCCUGUCAUUGACUGCGGGGUUCACUAUGUGGACGUAAUGCUGCAAAUUACCGACAGCAAGCCUGUGCAGGUACGCGGUAUGGGGCUGUGCCUUAGUGAUGACCUACCUUCAGGCUCGGGACAGGUCAAUUACGGGCAUUUGCAAAUCCUCUUCGCCGAUGGAUCUGUCGGCUGGUACGAAGCUGGCUGGGGACCAAUGAUGUCCGAGACCGCGUACUUUGUCAAGGAUAUAAUGGGGCCUCGUGGUUCAGUAUCGAUUGUAAUGGACGAGAGUGGCUACGCUUCAGCCGAUAUCAAUAGCCACACCAGGACAUCGAAUAUACGCGUGAGCACCGUGAUCGAUGGACAGGCACAGGAUAAGAUGGUUUCUAUGAAAGGCGAGCCCGAUCAUUAUGAGCUUUGUGCCCGUGAGCAACAGUUCCUGCUGGAUGCUAUUCGUGAGGAUUGGGACCUUUCAAAGCAUAUGCAAAACGCCGUCAAGUCGCUUGGUAUUGUUAUUGCCGCUGAUCGGUCCAUGCGUGAGAACCGUGCAAUUGACCUUGACUAG
Molecule: messenger RNA, 1074 nt
Organism: Talaromyces marneffei
Lineage: Eukaryota; Fungi; Ascomycota; Eurotiomycetes; Eurotiales; Trichocomaceae
Exons: 1
Coding region: 1-1074 (357 amino acids)
Molecular function (GO): nucleotide binding
Source: RefSeq, a predicted model, not a curated record